AUGGAGGCGCAUGCAGAGAGCGAGUCGCAGCCUUUGCUGCAUCCCACCAGGACGCGGGAGAACUCUGUAGCUUCUUUGUUUGCCCGAGGACGAAGUAACACAAUCAAUGGCUUGAAAACCGGAUAUGACACAGUGAAACGACACCGAAUUCAAUUUCUAUACUUUUCCUUCGCCAGUCUAGUACUCUAUUUGACCUUUACACUCGCAUUCCUUCCGAGGACCUCGCUUUCAAGGGACUUUAGGCGCUUGCAUUUCAGUAAAUUCACCAAGGCAGAGACGUACCGAAUAUACCUAGAGAGCCUAUUGCGGGAAAAUCAAAUAGAGAGACACCUUGAUGCUUACACUGCAGAGAGACACUUAGCGGGAGAUCAAAAUGCUUUAGACUAUACUGUGAAUGAGCUGAAAGCACUUGGGUUUUCCCCUAAGAUUGAGAAAUAUUACCCGUGGCUCAAUACUCCAAUCGACUCAGGGAUGUCAUUAUGGAUAAAUGGGACGUUGGAGUUCAAAUCGGGCAUGGCCGAGGAUGCUCUUGAAGAAGACUCCACGAGUUUUAGUCCUUUUCCAACCCCAGCCUUUCAUGGGUACUCUGCAAAUGGUAACGUAACAGCGAGAUUUGUCUACUGUAAUUAUGGGAAAAAUGAAGAUUAUGAAUUCCUUAAGAACAAGGGCGUUCAUCUAGAGGGCAUGAUACACGUUAUUAGAUAUGGUGUAUUGUUCCGGGGAUUGAAGGUAAAGAAUGCAGAAAAAAAUGGGGCAGCUGGUGUUAUAUUGUACACUGAUCCAUAUGAAGACGGACAAGUAACCGAAAGAAAUGGUUUUAAGUCUUAUCCUGAUGGGCCCGCACGGCAUGCUAGCGGAUUUGAGCGUGGGUCUGUUCAAUUCUUUACCGACUUUCCAGGCGAUCCCACCACGCCUGGAUAUGCAUCUAAAUCGCCGGAGACCAAAAGGGUCUCACCCGGCGGCAAAAUGCCUACAAUUCCAUCAAUUCCAAUGAGCGCAAAAGACAUUUCCAGAAUUCUACCGUAUCUGAACUCUCGAGGUUGCCAGUUUGACGUUGAAGGUAACAUAAAGGGCUUUGAAUACUACAGCGGACCCUCUGAUGAGCACACAAAAUUACAAGUUUUCAAUGAGCAAGAUUAUAAAGUUGAAGAAAUCUUUGACGUUAUCACUGAGAUACCAGGGAUCUUGAAAGGAAGUUCGAUUAUAAUAGGUAGUCACCGUGACUCAUGGACUACCGGGGGAGCUGCUGACCCGGGCAGCGGCAGCAGCAUUCUGCUAGAAGUUGCCAGAGGUCUUAGCAAACUACUUGAAAAAGGCUGGAAACCCCUCCGAACCAUAAAGUUGAUCAGCUGGGAUGGUGAGGAGCCCGCAAUGUUAGGAUCAACAGAAUACGGCGAAAACCAUGCAGUAAAGUUGCAAAAGCAAUCAUUAGCUUAUCUGAAUCUAGACACUGUGAUAACUGGAUGCAUUUUUCGAUGCGAAGCUAACCCUCUUUUAUCGGAAGUACUAAAAGAGGCAGCUUCACUGACGCCUUUCCAUGGAAAUCCCGACUAUUCAUUGCUCGAAGAGUGGAAGAAUCGGACAGGCGGUAAAGUUGAUGUUUUAGGUGCAGGCACCGACUUUAUGGUUUUUCAAAACCAUUUAGGGAUCCCGUCAGCAAAUUUCAAGUUUCUUUCCAAUGAAAUAAAUGAUCCCGUUUACCAACAUCAUACAAUCUAUGAUUCUUUAACGUGGAUGAAACGUUUUGGUGAUCGUAAUUAUGAAUCACACAAUACCAUGGCAAUAUUUACUGGAAUAUCAGUCCUAAUGCUAAGCGAAAACGAGUUGGUAACAUUCAAGACUCAUGACUACGCACAAUUAAUACAAGAGAAUUUCAAAAAAUGGCAUGCUUUACUAAACAAAGCAUUUCCUAAUGAUCAAUACAUUGCUUCAGAAUCCCUAAAACUUUCUUCGCUUAUAUCUUUAAUAGCUGAUAAUGCCAGCGUUAAAUUUGAUGAUAAUGUCACUUCCUUACGCAAAAAAGUUAGCCAAGAUUUUCCUUGGUGGAAAAUUUACAAAAAGAUUGCGAUAUUUUUAAGGCUCUCUGUUGCUAACAACAAAUUAAAAAAAGUGGACCGCUUGUUUGUCACGGAUAGAGGUUUAAAGGAUCGGGGUUGGAUGAGGCAUUCUAUAUUUGCUCCUGAAAAGGAGUCUGGAUACGUUGGGGAUGUCAUGCCUGGGUUACACGAAGCCAUAGUGGCAGGUGACCCUCAAGAAAUUUUAGAAUGGCUCCAUAUCCUCACAAAUCAAAUGAGUUUGAUCCGAGAGCUUUUAGAGGUUUAG
Lachancea thermotolerans CBS 6340 is the source of this 2322-nucleotide messenger RNA. It is a transcript of the gene VPS70, whose product is annotated as putative zinc metalloprotease. Gene Ontology annotation, molecular function: carboxypeptidase activity. NCBI's taxonomy places the organism in Eukaryota, Fungi, Ascomycota, Saccharomycetes, Saccharomycetales, Saccharomycetaceae. The coding region runs from base 1 to 2322 and encodes 773 amino acids. The transcript has a single exon. The record is from RefSeq and is a predicted model, not a curated record.